Messenger RNA from Ustilago hordei, 708 nucleotides. RefSeq lists its product as uncharacterized. Bases 1 to 708 code for a protein of 235 amino acids. Gene Ontology annotation, molecular function: oxidoreductase activity. The transcript is spliced from 2 exons. Gene Ontology annotation, cellular component: mitochondrion. Lineage: Eukaryota; Fungi; Basidiomycota; Ustilaginomycetes; Ustilaginales; Ustilaginaceae. The record is from RefSeq and is a predicted model, not a curated record.
AUGUCAUUUCGUUAUCAUAAAGGACCAUCUAUCAUAACUCUUUUUCACGAUCCAUCAUCAUCAACUUCAAAGCAAAUCCUCAACCUUCUCUCUUCCUACAACAAGACCAACAGCCGCCUUUCCAACCGACAUCAUCCAUCUCCCUCUGCUUCCGCCGCUCCUUCUUCUUCGGGAUCAGCGGCUAACAAUGGCGAGAGCUGCGUGAUAGAAGCAAAUGGCGGUGGAGUAGGCGAAUACCUCGGUAAUGCUGCUUCUGAUCCGCCUUCUAACUCGGUUAUCCAGCUAGAAGUGGUGGAUAGGACUGCUAAUCCUCCUACACCAGAUCAAAUGCGCAGUAUCAUCGAUUAUCUUGCUUCAGGCACCACAGCCACUACCUCAACUCCAAGCAGUGCCGCCGGUUUAAACCCCACAGACACCAGAAUUGCUCAGCCUGACAGAGAGAAAAUUACUAACACUGCAUUCAACAUGGAAGAACACGAAAAAAUAAAAUUUCCCCUGCCACAUCAUCUUGCAACCAGUUCAGCUCCUGCGCGAAAGGACAGUGCAAUGCCAGAAAUCAAAGAUGGCCCGAUCAUCGUCAAUUGGGAUCAAGGAACUGCUGCUACCUCUUUGGAAGGUGUUAAGCAGAUGCUGGUUAGGAUCGAGAGGUCUGCCAGUGAAGAGAAGAGUGGGAAGAGUGAGGGUGGUGGUGGUUGUGUUGUUUGCUAA